AUGACAUGUUCAUACACGUUCGUCGUUACUGCUCUCAUUGCCAAGUGCAUCAACACUAUCCCUGGCCUCCACGUGCGCACAACGGCUGAUGGUGAGAAACCCGGUCUUGACGAAGUCGAGAUCAGUGAAAUUGCGAACGAGUACAUCGAAGUACGGCGUGACUUCAUGGACUGGUCAGCAUUUGGCAGUAUAAGUGCACACCGACCCAGCGUCACUGGUGACAGACACGACCAACUAGACCUCGCGCAACAGGAUCAACUGACAAAAUUUACGCACUGA
Molecule: messenger RNA, 279 nt
Organism: Suillus subalutaceus
Lineage: Eukaryota; Fungi; Basidiomycota; Agaricomycetes; Boletales; Suillaceae
Exons: 2
Coding region: 1-279 (92 amino acids)
Source: RefSeq, a predicted model, not a curated record